This is a messenger RNA of Aspergillus saccharolyticus JOP 1030-1, 2719 nucleotides long. RefSeq names its product isochorismatase family protein family. Bases 151 to 2631 code for a protein of 826 amino acids. Gene Ontology annotation, biological process: DNA repair; DNA alkylation repair. The transcript has a single exon. Gene Ontology annotation, cellular component: nucleus. The record is from RefSeq and is a predicted model, not a curated record. Lineage: Eukaryota; Fungi; Ascomycota; Eurotiomycetes; Eurotiales; Aspergillaceae. Gene Ontology annotation, molecular function: dioxygenase activity.
CUAGUUCCUUCCCACCCCACCUUUCUGCUGUCUCCCUACUUUACUCAGGAUUCGUUGCAUGCCAAAUCUCUUGGUUGCACUCUCGCCUACACUUUCUUCAGACAAGGAUAAGUGUCGAUCUCCCAUCCGCUGCCUGAUCAUGUCCAUACAAUGAGUUUCAUCCCCCAAUUCGGCAAUCUGCCCCCCAUCCAGACCCGCAAAGCUCUACUUCUCCUAGACCUACAGAAUGACUUCGUGCGAUCUACUGGGUCUCUCCAUGUCCCCAAUACUGCCGACUUUCUGGAGAGUAUUCCUCCGCUAGCCAGCACUUUCCGCCGUAACGGCGAUGUGGUAUGGGUGCGCUCCGUCUACCAGUCACCCCAACCUCUGAUCAGCCCAUCGGACGGCCAGGACCUUGUGGUUCUCGGAAGACAGGAUCUGACUGCGCGCACGAAGCGCACACCUGAAGAUGAAACGGUUGGUGGAUGCGCAAAGGGGGAUGGAACGGUCGAUGAGGAGGCGUUUCUCUCGGCCAAGACCCCUCAGUGCUGUUUGCCGCAAACGCCCGGCGCUCAAUUCCCCGCACCCGUAUUUGCUGCCAUUGACUCCGAGUCUGAUACCCUGAUUGAGAAAUCAGGAUACUCGGCGCUCAGCGACCCCAACCUCAUCCUGUCGUUCCGCACGCGGUUUAUUACUGAAAUCUACCUCUGCGGAUCUCUGUCCAAUACAUCCGUCUACGCCACCGCCCUUGACGCUGUACGACAUGGCUUUUCGGUGACUUUGGUGGAGGACUGCCUGGGGUAUCGCAGCUUCCCCCGCCACGAAGAGGCGAUGCGACGCAUGGCGGACAUUUUUGGCGCGAGCGGCAUCACCACGCAGGAGCUGUUGGAGGAGCUGGAUUGGGAGGAAACUGAUGCGAUCGCCAGAAGCAGUAAUACCCGGCCACUGCGGACUGGCGUACCUACGGAAAUUGAAGGAGGUAUGGAUGGGUUGGAUUUUGGUUCGAAAUCGCGAUCGGCAAUCGAGGAAGGGAGCCCGGAGUCUCUGGCGGGCAGCGGCAGGCGCCGCAGGAUUGAGGAUCUUAUGGCGGAGUUCUCCGACCACGACAACCAGAGCUUGCAGGAGCUGGCCAGCCUCGCGCGCGCUCGAGCUCAAACCGCGGCUUCGGAGACGCAGUCCGCGAAUGCUGGGUUACAAAAGGUCCGCGCUCGUGUCCGUCGCACAAAGAAAAUGGAUGCCAAGGGCGAGUCGGCGGCGCGCACAGACCCCCGGCGCAGCGAGAAGUCGAGGAAGCGCGAGGUGUAUAGGCCGGGCGACAAAAUCGGCGAGGGCGAUUCCAGGAUUAUAUACGAUUUAGAGCUACCAGAAGAGGCUUUCGAGAAGAUUCGCGAUGAGGUAGCUUGGCAGAAGAUGUAUCAUCUUUCUGGACAGGUCCCUCGACUGGUGGCAGUGCAGGGACAUGCGCUGGACGAUGGAUCAAUCCCUAUCUAUCGCCACCCGGCGGACGAGUCACCUCCUUUACAACGAUUUACGCCGACUGUGGACGAGGUGCGGACUGUGGUUGAGCGGAUCCUCGGCCAUCCGCUGAACCAUGCACUUAUCCAACUCUAUCGUGAUGGACAAGACAGGAUCUCCGAGCAUUCCGAUAAGACCUUGGAUAUUGUGCGGGGUUCGUUCAUCUGCAAUGUCAGUCUCGGGGCUCAACGCGUGAUGGUCCUGCGAACCAAGGGAAAAGAGGCGGAAGGGACGGAUACGGGUCGCCUGACACAGCGCAUUCCCAUGCCGCACGAAUCGCUGUUCAUCCUUGGGGAGAAGACGAACAUGCGGUGGUUGCAUGGUAUUCGGCCUGAUAAGCGCGCUGUUCACGAAAAGUCCUUGGAGGAGCGAGCGUACGGCGGACAACGUAUCUCGCUGACAUUCCGACAUAUUGGGACCUUUCUCAGCCCGGCCGGAGACGCGAUCUGGGGCCAAGGUGCAGUCUCCAAGACUCUGGAUAAUGCCCAUGCGGUGAUUCAUGGUCAACCGGAAGAGACCGAGCGCUUGAUCCGGGCAUUUGGGCAAGAAAACCAUGCGACUGAAUUCGACUGGGACGGUGUCUAUGGGGCGGGGUUUGAUGUGGUUAAUUUUGUGACUGCUACCACCGCCAAGCUUGUGCUCGGGCCGGACCCUGUGGCUAAUCUUCGGGUGCGGCUGUGUUUGAGUGAGAACGGACUACGCUACGACGCUGUCAAUGCCACGGACACUACAAGCGAUCUGCCAGUAUACAUUGAUGGCAGUGAGGCCAGGGUCGCUGGCGACUCUGCCAUAUUAACACACUUCUCGGCUCACGCCUCGGAGUUAGUGCGACCGGAAGUGGAAGCUCUGCGCGGGGGAUGCCUCCUGGGCGAAGUCGACCAGCUCCUGUCUAGCUGGCGCAAUCAGGGGCAACCAUCAGGUGAUGUAUGCCUGGACAGAUGGGAAGCACUUUUUCAGGAGCAGCCCUUUGCGAGCGGCGCCUCUUUCGGAAUCGACGACUGCGCCCUUUGGCCUGUCCUCUGGGACAUCCAGUCGACCCACCCUCUGUUGUCCACGUCUUAUCCGAAUCUAGUACAGUACUACGCUCGAGUGGAGAAGCGUGGGAUAGUCAAAGCGACACUGGAGGAGAUGGCAUAGAGUGACCAAACAGCUCUGGACGCAUACUUCAAAUCAUGAACAUAAGCGAGCAUCAGAUAUCAUUUGCAAUGAACAAACUACACUAUAC